Messenger RNA from Danaus chrysippus (African queen), 606 nucleotides. The record is from the annotation of a GenBank genome assembly. Lineage: Eukaryota; Metazoa; Arthropoda; Insecta; Lepidoptera; Nymphalidae.
AUGUUAGCGAUUGGGAUACUUAAUCUAAUAAAAAUAAUUAGAUUAUAUGUAUUAUCUACAGGGGAAAAUGAUAUAGAGGGCGCCUGUGCUCGUUCAGACGCCGGGGAUAUAUUGAGCCGGCUGUUGUGUGCGGUACACGGGAGGGGAGUUACCCCCGCCGGCAGUGACGGGCCGAUCUCCCCCGCACACACACACACGGCCUCACAGCCCGCGCCCCACAGACACGACGACCCGCAGCUGUCCACGGCCGCGCACACAGACAUGCUGCUCCUCAACCUGAUGAGGAUCAACGGCCUCACGCCCAAGUGUCCCAAGAACGUUAAACAUGGUCCCAAACGUAACUGGUCGUCGUGUCAGUCCCCCGCGGGCCUGCCGCCCCCUCCCGGGCCGCCGGCUACCCCCCGCCCGCGCCCCGCCGCCGCCCGCGCCCGCCGGCCCCACAGACCACGCAACCCGCCGCUCUCGCCCGGACAGAUGCAGAGAGAUAGUAAUGCUGGUGCGAGCUGGUCUUCUCCCCCCGGUGCAGGCAGCUACUGGGCCUCAGCAUCUUCACUCAGCGACACAGACGACGUGGAGGUCAUACUCGACUACAACGUAAUACACUAA